Messenger RNA from Sander lucioperca (pikeperch), 1308 nucleotides. Its product is annotated as alpha-1,3-galactosyltransferase 2-like. The transcript is spliced from 6 exons. Gene Ontology annotation, molecular function: hexosyltransferase activity. Gene Ontology annotation, cellular component: Golgi apparatus; membrane; vesicle. Bases 250 to 1266 code for a protein of 338 amino acids. NCBI's taxonomy places the organism in Eukaryota, Metazoa, Chordata, Actinopteri, Perciformes, Percidae. The record is from RefSeq and is a predicted model, not a curated record. Gene Ontology annotation, biological process: carbohydrate metabolic process.
GUAUAAUUUUGAUACGCUUCCUUCUUCCCUUUCUACCCGAGGACACACUGUAGUGUGUCACAUUGUGUGCGAACCUUUAAGUACAGAUUGAAUUAUUAGCCUGUGAAUAUUUUUGGACGAGUUAUGGAUGUAUGGGGGUGACAGCGACUCACAGAGUAGCAACAUUUUCCAUGAAGCUACAACUGCCUUCACUUUCUUCCACGAGAGAGUUCACGGUCUGCUGAGCUUGGACGCCAUCGUUUUUCAACAAUGGGACAUGUUCAGAAGACAAAGAGUGUUUUGAAAUGUCUGCUUUGCAUCCCUAUUACGCUCUGUGCUUUCUACCUCUUUUUAGCUCCAUCUUUGAGACUUUUAAUAGGCUACCUUCCUAUGGACAAAUGCUCUUUGGAAAGUGCAAAGAUGCUGUCUCUGGACAAUAGUGUGGACGCCAGCCUUGACCUUUGGUCCAGACCUGAUGUGCAAACGUGUACAUCUUGGAAAGCUCCCAUCAUCUGGGAAGGGAUGUUUGACCCUGACCUUUACGAUCAGAUGCACAAGAUUGAAGGAUCCUCAGUGGCUCUUACAGUGUUUGCCGUGGGCAGGUACCUGGAUGCUUACCUUAAGAACUUCCUGAACUCAUCAGAGCAUCACUUUAUGUUGGGUUUGCCCGUAACGUAUUAUGUGUUUACGGACGUGCCAGAAAAGGUGCCAGACAUCAAGCUUCCUCCUCAGCGAAGCAUAAAGGUUAUCAAAGUAGAGAAGAGCUCCAGGUGGCAGGAUAUCUCUAUGAUGCGAAUGAAGGCCAUAUCAGAUGUCAUAGAGUCGGAUAUUCGCCACCACUGCACGCACGUCUUCUGCUUUGACGUGGAUCAGGUAUUUACUGGGAGAUUUGGCUCUGAGGCUCUGGGAGAUUCUGUGGCUCUGCUCCACGCCCACUACUACCACCUUCCACAGAAGUUGUUUACCUACGAUCGAAACCCAAAGUCUAAGGCAUAUAUGCAAACUGGGGAUUUCUACUACCACGCUGCCAUCUUUGGAGGCUCGUGGAAGAGUGUAAAAGCAUUGUCUGAGGCCUGCUAUCAGAGCAUCAUGGAGGAUAAACAGAAUAAUGUGGAGGCUCUGUGGCACGAUGAAAGCCAUCUCAACAAGUACAUGUGGCUUCACAAACCAAGCAAGGUGCUCUCACCGGAGUACUGCUGGGACACCAAUAUCGGCUACAGGAGGGACAUACAAGUCACACGACUACUGUGGGCACCAAAAGAUUAUGAUACACUUCGCACACCUUAGUGUGUUUUAGACUUAAGUGCAAAAUCACGAUGAGCCUCGCCU